Messenger RNA from Lachancea mirantina, 630 nucleotides. Lineage: Eukaryota; Fungi; Ascomycota; Saccharomycetes; Saccharomycetales; Saccharomycetaceae. The record is from the annotation of a GenBank genome assembly.
AUGCGCAUUGUUGGUGGCGCGCGGCGGCGUCAGCUUAGGUCCGCUUUUCCCGCGACACCCCCCACGCGACCCCCACGGGGCGCACGAGGCUCACAACGCGCACGAGGUCCACCUUACGCAGUCAUGGCGGCUUGCUGCACAAAACCAGCUCGGCCUUUCCCAUUCGGCCGACGGGUGAUCCGCGGGUCCGCGGAAGCGCGGACCCGCGGAUGCGCCCGGAACGGCCUUCCGAUGCGGCCCGUGCAAACGCACCUGCCGCGGACGCUUGCCGCAGACGCCUGCAUGCACCGUAAACCGAGCGCGCGUUGCCAUUGGUUCGCCCGCCAACCUUUCCCCUUAACGGCGCACUCGCGCGCAGACACAUUCUCGGCACGCGCGGCGCGCCUGCCGGCGUUCGCCGCAGUGCCUGCACUACGGCAGGGGGCGAGGGGUCUGGGUGUGCAGCGGCCAGGGGUGCAUGGGCGUGCGUGCGCCGCAACAUCCGAACCUGCCCAUAAGUACGCGCUGCCGGCCUACGGGGAGGCUCGGGUAGGCAGCGGCCAGCAGCAGCAGCGGCCAGCAGCAGCACGCCCAUGCACCCAGGAACAAGCCCCCUUAGUCCGUUGCAGACCGGGGCAACGGCGGCGAUGA